Molecule: messenger RNA, 3211 nt
Organism: Aegilops tauschii subsp. strangulata
Lineage: Eukaryota; Viridiplantae; Streptophyta; Magnoliopsida; Poales; Poaceae
Source: RefSeq, a predicted model, not a curated record
CGCUUGGCUUGGCUUGGCUUGGUUACCGCAGGCGCAUGCCCAGUUCGAAUUCAAAUCGCGGCUAGUGGUGGUAGUGGUGUCUCUCUCCUUCUGGCGGUGGCGGAAGAAGGGCGGAUCGGAGGCUUCUCCCCAGCCAGGCAGCUCUCGCGCCGGAGAGGGAGGUGGAGGCUCGGAUAGCGCGCCACCGCCGCCGCUCCCGCUGGACCAAGCCAUGGGUGGCGUUGGAGCUACCACCCCCAGCCCCCACCCCCAGGGGAAGAUGAAGACGUCCGCCCCCUUCUGCACCCGCCACUGAGACCGACCCCCGCCAGCUCGUCGCCCCGCCGCCGGGAUGAAGUCCACCACGGCCGCCCCGUCCAAGGGCAAGGCGGCGUUCGAGCUCAAGCACAGGCUGGUCCACGCCCUCAACAAGAUCGCCGACCGGGACACCUACCAGAUCGGCCUCAGCGAGCUGCACGCCACCGUCGACGCCCUGGCCCCCGACAUGGUCGGCCCCUUCCUCUCCUGCGUCAUCGACACCGACGCGGACCAGAAGAGCGCGGUGCGCAAGGAGUGCGUCAAGGCCAUCGGCGCGCUGGCGCGGUCGCACGGGGCCCUGCUGGCGCCGCACAUCCCCAAGCUGGUCGCCAGCGUCGUCAGGCGCCUCAAGGACGCCGACUCCGUCGUCCGGGACGCCUGCGUCGACACCUGCGGCACCCUCUCGGCGUGCGCCAGGGAGUUCGGGGACGGCGGCGCCGCGCUGGUUGCGCUGGUGCGGCCGCUGUUCGAGUCGCUGGGUGAGCAGAACAGGUAUGUCCAGGCCGGGGCCGCGCUCUGCCUGGCCAAGGUGAUCGAUGAGAGCAGCUACUUCCCUGGCCCUGUUCUGCCACAGAUGCUCGCGCGUGUUGUUAAGAUCCUCAAGAACCCUCAUUUCAUGGCCAAGCCCGCCGUGAUCGAGCUGCUCAGAAGCAUUGUUCAGGCUGAAGGUGCUUCUACAGAGCAGGCUUUAUCAUCAGCACUAACAAGUAUUAUGGAUUCCCUGAAGAGUAGUGACUGGACUACAAGGAAAGCAGCUUCUCUAGCUCUUUCAAGUAUUGCUGUCAGCUCAGGAUAUUUGGUUGCGUCUUUCAGAACUUCCUGCCUUCGAUCCCUUGAACGCUGUAAAUUUGACAAGGUAAAACCGGUGCGUGAUGCAAUUACCCAUGCCAUCCAGUUGUGGAAAGCUAUCCCAGGUUCUGAGACUCCUGAACCUUCAGAAGCUGGGUCAUCCACAAAAGCAGAAAACUUUUUUGGUGACCAUAAUGAUGCCAGAAGUGUACAUGAUGGUGGAUCAAGAGCGACUUCUUUUAGGAGAGUUGAGCCUACACCUUCAGCAUCUGUUGUAAGUGGCAGUUCUAUCACUUCGGUAAAGAAGAGAUCCCCAUUGUCUGUCAACAAGAUACCUCAAAACAAUGCCUCAAAUCAGCAGCAUUUGAAGUCAAAUGACUGGCAUGUGGAGAUAUCAGUCCCUAAGCAGAAUACAGUGCCAGAUCUUGGGAAAAAGGGAUAUGGCAGCAACCGCAUGUUGAAAUAUGCAAAAGGAAGUCCUUAUGGAAUUGUAGAUGAAGACAUCAAGUCUGACUAUGACCCUAUGGAUGAUAAACAAGAAUGCUCCUCUUUAUCAGAAGUAGCCAGCAGGAGCUAUGAGACGAAGCAUGUCACCUCUGCUCUGGAAGUCACUGAAGAUGUCACUGAGCUUUGCCCUAGGGCUCGAGAGACCAAGAGCAUAGACUCCACUGUUACAGAUGUCACUUCACAUGGCACACAUACUUGUUGUCUGAGUGCGACGAAAGAAUUAGCCCUUAUUAGGAAGCAACUACAAGAGAUGGAAAGGAAGCAAGCAAAUCUUUUUGAUCUUUUGCAGGAGUUCAUGUCGAAUUCUGUGGAGAACAUGUCAGUGCUGAACUCAAAAGUACACAAUUUGGAGUAUGCUGUAGACAAAACUGUGUAUACAAUUACUCAGAGUGAAAGCCGCUAUCAAGUUCCUGGCUCCAAGGGUUUUAAGAACCAGAGUGUCUCUUCUUCACCCAGGCUUUCUAAUUCGACACCUAGAUCAUCCGUUGAUGCCAACUUUAGGCCACCAACAAUUCCUCAUUUGAAACAAGAGAAGAAGUGGGCUCACGAUCUACCAUCUAAGGGCACGAGCACUUGCGUAAAAGAGGGUCAUGAAUUUCUGAAGGCCCAUGCUCGUAACCGAGUUAUGAAGUCUGGGGCUGGGAGCUCAGAGGAAAGUUACAUUCCAAGUUCAGUGAGGGGUCGAGCAUCUGGGGUCAAGGGGACCUUCCCGGUUCCAUUUACGAGUCCAUGUGAUCAGCCUGAUCUGCAAAAUGCAUUGUGUGCUUCUAGUCAGGCUGGCGAGUUUCGCGGUUGUGACGGCAUGGAGCCUGCAUAUGCUGAAGCCCUUAGCUAUGGUGAUUCUGAUGAUCUGAUUGACCUGAUGGACAGAACUGGGCCUGUUCUUGACAAGUUGUCGCGUGAAACGGCAAAUGAACUUUUAAGGCUUAUUGCUGGCCAGUUCCUUGACACAAAGUUAUUUGACUUGGCCCUACCUUGGAUUCAGCAGGUGGUGGAUCUAAGCACGGUUUACAAGCCGAGCCAAGUCUUUGUGUCCGCGAGAGCACAGAGGGAGUUCCUUUCAGCACUGGAGGAAGCAGCAACCAGCGGAUCUACAGAACCAGCCGUCAGAAUCGCCAUCGUGCAGCUUGCAUUUAAACUGACCAAGGCUUGUGAGGCCGCCCCUUGCAGGAAAAUCUCAACCAGAGUAUCCAGGGGAAGCGAAUCCGUCGUCAUGGCCACCGUGAUGUGAAGUACUUCUCCCUUGUGAUGUGACCCUAGUGUGUGUUGAGGCAUCAAGCAAUGUCCUUGCAGUGAUGUUCUAGUGAGAUUGUUUUCUUUUCUUGUCGCGACGAUGUAUACUAGGUCUCGAUUACUGUAUGCAAGUCAGUAGUAGUGGUUUGCUAGCUAAUCAUAUGUGUACUAGGUCUCAGAAGAGGUGGUGGUUGUUUUAGCCUUCUUCGUUUUCUUUUCUCGAACACUCGUCGUGGUGCGUGUGGUUGUGUAUUAGAAGAAGAAUGCUGAGACGGCGCUUGCUGUUUUAGCCUUGUGUGGAGUUUGCUCUCUCGCGAGAGGUGAUCAACGAGCUUGUGAGUUUAUGUUGUGAUCAAAAUGUCAGUGCUGAUGAUCUUUGAUGUUA